AUGACAGCAGAUGUUUUUGGACCUUUACAGAUCAUGAGUCAAGUUGAGGGACAACAGAAGAAUCUUGUACAAGCCAUUGAAGCUCUCCCAAGUUCUGGGCCCCUUUCUGCCUUGGAUCAGGACUUGCUGCUUUUAAAAGCUACCUCUGCUGCCACCCUGAGCUGCCUUGGAGAAUGCCUGACUCUAUUACAGCAAAGCAUGCAUCAAGUGGGCCAGCAUCAUAACAGGACACUGUCAUCAGAAGGUAUCCUGGGAUGGCCUGGGCCCAAGUCGCACUCCACAGAGCAACUGAAAAAUGGUGCCCUCAGCUCCUUAUCGUCUGCUAGUGCCAACAUUACAUGGGCAAUAGUACCAUCUGCAGCCCAGGAUGGACAGGCACUACAACCAAAUACAGAGCAUUCAGCUUCUGAGUUGGUCCUAGUUGAAGAUGAAAUGACAGAUACUGAAGAUAAUGAAGAGGAGGAUUUAGGAGUCAUGGAUGAUCAACGUAGUGUAAUUCUCCAUCUCAUCUCUCAGCUCAAACUUGGCAUGGACCUUACCAGGGUAGUGCUUCCAACAUUUAUUUUGGAGAAAAGAUCCCUGCUGGAGAUGUAUGCAAAUUUCAUGGCCCAUCCAGACCUGUUUUUGUCAAUUGCAGCUGGAGCCACUCCCGAGGAAAGAAUUAUCUGCUUUGUGGAGUAUUAUCUAACAGCUUUUCACGAAGGCCGAAAGGGAGCGGUUGCCAAGAAGCCCUAUAACCCUAUAAUUGGUGAAACGUUUCAUUGCUCGUGGGAUGUGCCUAAAGAUAAAGUGAAAGCAUUCAGAACUAAUGGUACCUCCACGGUUUCUAAGGACCCAACCAAGGAGUUUGGCCAGGACCAGUCCACGUGCUACAAGCUGAGGUUUGUAGCUGAACAAGUAUCCCACCAUCCACCGGUAUCUUGCUUUUACUGUGAGUGCAAAGAGAAGAAAAUGUGUGUGAACGCUCACGUAUGGACCAAAAGCAAGUUUAUGGGCAUGUCAAUAGGUGUUUCUAUGGUAGGUGAAGGUGUUCUUUACUUGAUGGAACAUGAAGAAGAGUAUGUUUUCACGCUGCCUAGUGCCUAUGCUCGCUCAAUACUUACCAUCCCAUGGGUGGAGCUUGGAGGGAAAGUCAACAUCAAUUGUGCUAGAACGGGCUAUUCUGCUACGGUCACGUUCCACACCAAGCCGUUCUAUGGAGGAAAAGUCCACAGGGUUACAGCCGAAGUGAAACAUAAUCCCACUAACACCAUUGUAUGCAAGGCACAGGGAGAAUGGAACGGUACACUGGAAUUUACUUACAGCAACGGAGAAACCAAAGUGAUUGACACUAACAAACUGCCUGUUAUCAGGAAAAAGAUUAGGCCGAUAGCAAAGCAAGGCCCGCUGGAAUCAAGGCACCUGUGGCAACACGUCACCAGUUCUCUGAAGGAAGGGAAUAUUGAUGCAGCAACAGAACACAAGCACCGCCUUGAAGAGAGGCAGCGCGCAGAGGAGAGGCAACGUGUGGCUCUUACAACACCGUGGAAACCAAAAUAUUUUGCCAAAGAGGGCGAUGGUUGGCUAUACUUGAAUCCUCUCUGGAAGACCCAUUGACGGGAAGAGCAGUUGCCUCGUAACUUUACCUUAAAGGCAUUAAAAUGAUAUAGUAUAUAACUU
This is a messenger RNA of Pelecanus crispus (Dalmatian pelican), 1659 nucleotides long. The record is from RefSeq and is a predicted model, not a curated record. NCBI's taxonomy places the organism in Eukaryota, Metazoa, Chordata, Aves, Pelecaniformes, Pelecanidae.